AGAAACAUGAGAAUAUUAUAAUUUGAGCGAGAGACCCAAAUUGUUAAUUCUACUCCAACUUAAGGUAAUCUGAGCGGAGUGUUUUUGAAUUCCCUCUCGUAUGUCUGUAAGUUUCUCUUCAUUGAUUUGAGUAUUGAGUGACGAACCAUUCCAUUAGUUAGGAAUUCAAAGUCGAUUGUUAAUGUUGAUAAUCCAAAAAUUGGGGUUCCCCCUUUUAUUAAGCUAAGCAACCAUGAAGAAUGAACUAGUUUGUAGCUUUAUGAGCAAAAUAACUGUUUUUGCUGCUGAUUACCAAGUAUUGGCAAAUGUACUCAAAUGUUGUGCUGCCAUAGCAGAUGGGAUGUUGGGGAAAGCUUUACAUACUUGUGUUAUUAAGUUAGGUCAUCAUUCUUGUCAAUUUAUGAUAAAAGCCUUGCUUAAUAUGUAUGCCAAAUCUAAACAUCUGGAGGAUUGUCAAAAGCUUCUCCAUACUACUAAAUAUACUGACAUAGUCAUGUGGAAUAUUCUCUUGUCUGGAUUUGCUUCUUCGCCAUUACAUCAAUCGGAGAUGGGGAGGGUGUUUAAUUUAAUGCAAAGAGAAUGUGAUCCUAAGCCAACUUCUGUUACUCUGGCUAUUAUGGUUCCUCGCUCUCCACAUUUGGGUGCUGGAAAAACUCUUCAUUGUUACGCGAUAAAGCAUGGGUUGGAUUGUCAAACGUUGGUAGCAAAUGCUUUUAUAUCCAUGUAUGCGAAAUCUGGGAAUAUUUUAGAUGCCGAUGCUACUUUUCGUGGAAUUUCUGAUAAAGAUGUUGUUUCAUGGAAUGCAAUGAUUGCAGGUUUGAUAGAGAAUAAGCUUACAGAUAGGGCGUUUGAAUUGUUCAGGUUGAUGUUGAGAGGUUCUGUCCUACCUAAUUAUGCAACUAUAGCUAAUAUUAUUCCUACCUGUCCUAGUUUAGGAGGGAUAGAUGGUUACCACUUGGGAAGGCAGAUGCAUUGUUAUGUUUUGCGACGGGUUGAGUUGUUGUCAGAAGCUACUGUCAUCAAUGCUCUUUUGAGCUGCUAUUUGAGGGUUGGAAAUUUUGAAGGAGCAGAGACUUUGUUCCGGAAUAUGGAAAAUAAAGAUCUGGUGUCGUGGAACUCAAUAAUUGCUGGAUAUGCAGCAAAUGGUCAAUGCUGGAAGACAAUAGAUUUUUUCCGUGAAUUCACUAAAGAGGAGAUGACUGGACCAGACUCUGUUACUCUUAUGAGCAUUCUUCCAGUAUGUCCACAGCUCAAUAAUGUGUUGAUCGGGAAGCAGAUCCAUGGGUAUGUAAUUCGUCAUAGUUUCCUCCAUCAGGAUAUAUCUGUGGUUAAUGCCCUUAUAAGCUUUUAUGCAAAAUGUGGAAACAUUAAAGAGGCAUAUCACAUAUUUUUGUUGACUUCUAAUAAGGACUUGAUAUCAUGGAACACUAUGCUUGAUGCCUUAGCAGAAAACCAACUUCACAAAGAAUUUAUUAUCUUGUUAAAGGAAAUGUUUAGAGAGGGGAUGAAAGCUGACUCCAUCACAUUAUUGGCUGUGGUGCGCUAUUUUGCUAACAUUUCCAGACUGGAUAAGAUUAAAGAAGCACAUGGUUUUUCAGUAAGAUAUGGUAUCUUGUUAAGUUAUACUGAACCUACUCUCGCUAAUGCCUUACUUGAUGCAUAUGCAAAGUGUUGCAAUUUAAUAUAUGCUAACAGAAUAUUUGAGAAUUUAUCAGGAAGCAAGAAUGUAAUCACAUGCAACUCAAUGAUCUCAGGGUUUGUGAAUUAUGGUCUACAUGAAGAUGCUCAUGGUAUAUUCAAGAGGAUGACCGAGAGAGAUCUUACCACUUGGAAUUUGAUGGUUAGAGCUUAUGCUGAAAAUGAUUGUCCUGAUCAAGCAGUGAGUCUGUUUACCGAGUUACUGCAUCACAAAAUGAGGCCUGAUACCAUGUCCAUUUUGAGCCUCCUUCCUGUUUGUGCUCAAAUGGCCUCAAGCAACUUGCUAAAGCAGUGCCAUGCAUAUGUGAUAAGGGCUUUUCUAGAUAAUGAUGUUUAUCUGGUUGGGGCUCUCAUAGAUGUUUAUUCUAAAUGUGCUACUCUAAAAUAUGCAUACAAGCUUUUCCAAUCAUCUCCAGUCAAAGAUCUUGUUAUGUUUACAGCAAUGGUUGGAGGGUAUGCUAUGCAUGGAAUGGGAGAAGAAGCACUUGGGAUAUUCUAUCAUAUGCUUGAGAUGGACUUUAAACCAGAUCAUGUUAUAAUAACUACAGUGCUAUCUGCUUGUAGUCAUGCUGGCCUUGUGGAUGAAGGGUUAAAGAUCUUUGAUUCAAUGGAAAAGGCGCAUCAAAUCAAGCCUAGCAUGGAGCAUUAUGCCUGUGUGGUGGAUCUACUUGCACGUGGAGGUAGAAUUAAAGAUGCGUUUUCCUUUGUGACCCAGAUGCCCUUUCAAGCUGAUGCUGAUAUAUGGGGAACGCUUCUGGGUGCCUGUAAAAUCCAUCAGGAGGUUGAUGUGGGCUGUGCUGCGGCUGAUCACCUUUUUCAAGUUAAUGCUAAUGAUAUCGGGAAUUAUAUAGUCAUGUCAAAUCUGUAUGCUGCAAAUGCUAGAUGGGAUGGCGUCUUAGAGAUAAGGAGGUCUAUGAAAAUGAGAGAUCUUAAGAAGCCAGUUGGUUGCAGUUGGAUUGAAGUGGAAAGGAAGAAAAGUGUAUUUGCCGCUAGUGACUAUUCUCACCAAUUGAGAGGACUCAUAUAUGAAACAUUAAGAGUCUUAGAUGAACAAAUCAAAGAAUUGUAUGAGUAUUGACUUACAGCCUCGUAAUAUUUUGCACAUGUGAAGUAACACUGUGUUACUGUGUCACUGCAUUAUGCAAGAAAGUGGUCCAUCUCUGUAACAACUUAAGCUUUUAAAUGGGAAGGUCAUCACUUGAAACAGUUGCAUAAUCAUAAUGGAGAAUGCAAAUGGCAGAAUGUAGAAUGUAUAAUGCAGAUAAGCUGAUAUGGGCAAGAUAUAAACUUCUAGGUUCUUUUUCUCUAGAGUCUAGGUCACUAGUAUACAUUUUGAAUGUUGGUCAAUGAGCAGUGUAGUGAGAAGAUGAUCCGUAUGUGAGGAAUUGUUUAUUAACUUCAUCUUGGCGGCUCUUAGUAGGACUACAUCACAUAUAUACCCAAUUGGGACAGUUUUGAAAUUUGUGUAAAGUGUAUUUUAAGCUUGUCUUUACUUGAAUCAAGUUCAUUAAGCAUGGUACUUUCUUGUU
Solanum lycopersicum (tomato) is the source of this 3227-nucleotide messenger RNA. RefSeq names its product putative pentatricopeptide repeat-containing protein At5g08490. NCBI's taxonomy places the organism in Eukaryota, Viridiplantae, Streptophyta, Magnoliopsida, Solanales, Solanaceae. Gene Ontology annotation, biological process: RNA modification. Gene Ontology annotation, molecular function: protein binding; RNA binding. The record is from RefSeq and is a predicted model, not a curated record. Gene Ontology annotation, cellular component: intracellular membrane-bounded organelle.